AUGGACAAUGGGAUGUGCUCUAAUUAUAUCAUGAUCAAAAACUGCUUCCUGCUCUGCAUUUCCAUGAGUUUAGCCAGUCACUUUGGCUUCUCACAAAUGCCAACACCUUCAGUGAAAGAUGACAACAUCACCAUAUUCACCAGGAUUCUGGAUGGUCUUCUGGAUGGAUACGAUAACAGGCUUCGACCAGGCUUGGGAGAGAGAAUCACUGAGGUGAAAACAGAUAUCUACGUCACCAGUUUUGGGCCAGUGUCAGAUACUGAAAUGGAAUAUACAAUUGAUGUUUUCUUCCGGCAAAGCUGGAAAGAUGAAAGACUUCGGUUUAAAGGGCCAAUGCAACGCCUCCCUCUUAACAAUCUCCUGGCCAGUAAGAUAUGGACUCCAGACACUUUUUUCCAUAAUGGUAAAAAAUCUAUUGCCCACAACAUGACCACCCCAAACAAGCUUCUGCGCCUUGAGGAUGACGGGACUCUUCUGUAUACAAUGAGAUUGACCAUCUCUGCAGAAUGCCCAAUGCAGCUUGAAGACUUCCCGAUGGAUGCCCAUUCUUGCCCGUUAAAAUUUGGAAGCUGGAAGUAUGCUUAUCCCAAUUCCGAAGUGAUCUACGUGUGGACUAACAACUCGGAUACAUCUGUGGUGGUUGCAGAAGAUGGUUCGAGGCUUAACCAGUAUCACUUGAUAGGACAUAUUGCAGGAACUGAAAACAUUAGUACCAGUACCGGUGAAUACACUAUAAUGACAGCACACUUUCAGCUGAAAAGAAAGAUUGGCUAUUUUGUCAUCCAGACUUACCUUCCAUGCAUUAUGACCGUGAUCUUAUCCCAAGUAUCAUUUUGGUUAAACAGAGAAUCUGUCCCUGCAAGAACAGUCUUUGGUGUCACUACUGUCCUCACAAUGACUACUUUGAGUAUCAGCGCUCGCAACUCUCUACCAAAAGUGGCCUACGCUACGGCAAUGGACUGGUUUAUAGCUGUGUGCUACGCCUUUGUGUUUUCUGCACUGAUUGAAUUUGCCACAGUCAACUAUUUCACAAAGAGAAGCUGGGCCUGGGAUGGCAAGAAAGCUCAGGAAGCUGCAAAAAUGAAGAAAAAAGAACGUGAAUUAUUGGCAAACAAAGCCAUUAAUGCAUAUGCCUCUGGAAGAAUGACCCCCACAUUAAACAUACCAAAGGACUCCAGCCCUUCCGUUAUCUCCAAUUCAGCUUCUGUUCCAGUAAAACCUGUCGAGAAACCGGCUGAAAACAAAAAGACCUAUAACAGCAUCAGUAAGAUUGACAAGAUGUCCCGAAUAGUGUUCCCUGUCUUGUUUGGGACUUUUAACUUAGUCUAUUGGGCCACAUAUCUGAACAGGGAACCUGUUAUUAAAGGUGCUGCGUCUUCAAAAUAA
Gekko japonicus is the source of this 1386-nucleotide messenger RNA. RefSeq names its product gamma-aminobutyric acid (GABA) A receptor, alpha 5 (gene GABRA5). The record is from RefSeq and is a predicted model, not a curated record. Bases 1 to 1386 code for a protein of 461 amino acids. Lineage: Eukaryota; Metazoa; Chordata; Lepidosauria; Squamata; Gekkonidae. Gene Ontology annotation, biological process: regulation of postsynaptic membrane potential; monoatomic ion transmembrane transport; signal transduction. The transcript has 9 exons. Gene Ontology annotation, molecular function: inhibitory extracellular ligand-gated monoatomic ion channel activity; benzodiazepine receptor activity; GABA-gated chloride ion channel activity. Gene Ontology annotation, cellular component: GABA-A receptor complex; dendrite membrane; synapse.